Molecule: messenger RNA, 2141 nt
Organism: Eutrema salsugineum
Lineage: Eukaryota; Viridiplantae; Streptophyta; Magnoliopsida; Brassicales; Brassicaceae
Product: malonate--CoA ligase
Exons: 15
Coding region: 158-1963 (601 amino acids)
Biological process (GO): fatty acid metabolic process
Molecular function (GO): medium-chain fatty acid-CoA ligase activity
Source: RefSeq, a predicted model, not a curated record
UGAUGAUCCAACGAAAGGCUCUUCUUUUAUUUUUUCGCGAUUGCAACCUAAGAUGAACGGCUACGUAAUUUGACUGUACGACUACGAAAAAAGCCGAAACCUUUGAUCGAAAAUUUCAAUAUUUUUAACGAACCAUACAUAACUCGCCAACCUAAAAAUGACCGCUACAUUAAAGAGGUUCAACUACUUCUCUUUCAUUAACCCUUGGCUCCACAACUCCACAAUUUUGUCCUGUCGUCUUCCUCGAUUCCAGCCAGCUACUUCGUUUUUGAAUUCUGGGUUUCGAUUCUUCCAAUCCAACCAUCUCUUCUCUUCACAGUCUGGUUCACUCAUGGAAGUGUUUAAAGCAGCUUUUUCAGAAGGGUCUAAUUCCGGUGAUAGGAUAGCGAUUAAAGCCGAUGGGAAGAGUUACUCUUAUGGCCAGCUAACAUCGUCUGCCUUGAGAAUAUCUAGAUUGUUCCUCAGCGACGACACUACAAAUGGAGGUGAUACUAAGAAGUAUGAAGGGUUUGGUAGUCUCCAAGGAGCUAGAGUUGGAAUUGUGGCAAAACCUUCAGCUGAGUUUGUUGCCGGUGUCCUGGGGACAUGGUUUAGUGGUGGCGUAGCAGUUCCACUUGCACUCAGCUAUCCAGAGGCUGAACUCUUAUAUGUUAUGAAUAAUUCGGAUAUAUCUGUGUUAUUGAGUACGGAGGACCAUAGUGAGACUAUGAAAACUGUCGCAGAAAAGAGUGACGCUCGAUUUCUUCUGAUUCCCUCUGUUGUUAACUCAACUUCGGAAACUGUUACUCACAAUCAGUUUCAAGAUGACAUUUUUGAAGGAGAAGAUAAACUUCUAGAUGAUCCAGCAUUGAUCGUCUAUACUAGUGGUACAACUGGUAAACCAAAAGGAGUUGUCCAUACGCAUAAAAGCAUCAAUUCCCAGGUUAGAAUGCUAACUGAAGCGUGGGAGUACACAUCUGCUGAUUGCUUUCUUCACUGCCUCCCACUACAUCACGUGCAUGGACUUUUCAAUGCUUUAUUUGCUCCUCUUUACGCGCGGUCUUCGGUUGAGUUUUUGCCCAAAUUUAGUGUUAGUGGAAUCUGGCGCAGAUGGCGUGAAUCAUACCCGGUGAAUGAUGAGAAGACCGAAGACGCCAUAACUGUAUUUACCGGAGUUCCAACCAUGUAUACUCGGUUGAUACAAGGUUAUGAAGCAAUGGAUCGAGAAAUGAAAGAGCCGAGCGCUUUUGCUGCACAGAAGCUUCGCCUAAUGAUGUCUGGCUCCUCUGCUCUUCCUAGACCGGUCAUGCAUCAGUGGGAAAGUAUCACAGGUCACCGUCUUUUGGAACGAUAUGGCAUGACUGAGUUUGUAAUGGCAAUAUCAAACCCCUUACGGGGUGCACGAAAGGCAGGCACUGUCGGCAAACCGCUUCCCGGUGUGGAGGCUAAGAUUGUAGAAGAUGAAAAUGAUUCAGAUGGAGUGGGUGAGAUCUGUGUAAAGAGCCCGUCUUUGUUCAAGGAGUACUGGAAUCUUCCAGAAGUGACUAAAGAAUCAUUCACGGAAGAUGGAUACUUCAAGACAGGAGAUGCUGGUAGAGUGGAUGAGGAUGGACAUUACGUGAUUCUAGGACGCACUAGCGCUGACAUUAUGAAAGUUGGAGGAUACAAAUUGUCUGCCUUAGAAAUCGAAUCAACCCUUCUCGAGCACCCUAAGAUUGCAGAAUGUUGCGUGUUGGGGUUACCAGACAAAGAUUAUGGGGAAGCAGUUACUGCGAUAAUUGUAGCAGAGACGGAAGCAAAGAAGAGACCAGAAGAUGAGUCAAAACCUGUGAUGAGCUUAGAAGAACUCUGCGGUUGGGCUAAAGACAAACUUGCUCCUUACAAGCUACCGACACGUUUGCUGAUAUGGGAGAGCUUGCCCCGCAACGCCAUGGGAAAGGUGAACAAGAAAGAGCUAAAGAAAUCUCUGGAUGAUCAAAAGUAAAUUCUCAUAAAACCAUGGAUGUCUCUGGUUGCUUCUUGGUUCUAUGAUUGUAGUAGUAUUACACACAACGCAAUAUGCAAAAAUGUAUUUUCUUCUUUUAGUUUUCUAUAUUAUUUGAUUUGAUGUAAUAAGGUCAAGCAUCUCAAGACAAAACUAUUUGGAAAGUAAAUCUUAAUUA